GGAAAUAUGAGUGCUGGCCGGAGCUGGGAUGAUUCUCAGCUGGGUAAUAUAUUUGUAGAUGCGCCGGGCGGGGGUCAUGUGUGCGUGCCGGAUCAUGGAUGUGAGCCGGCCGAAGGGAGCUUAUUAUAAUGGACAAACCCACUCAAGACCAUCCUCAUCAACAGGAACACCGAUAAACAACAACCGAACAGGCUCAUCCUACCACUCCAACAUCAGCUUAUCAUCACCAACUCACUCCCCUUAAUAGCCUGAGAAGGAAAUAAAUAAAAACACAAAACAAAAACAACCAAAACAACCACUACAUAAUACGAUCUAGUCCAACUCAGAAUAACCCUCAACCGCGGACUUGCCUCAAAAGACUCCCUUCCUCUCACUCUCACUCGCUCACUCACUCUCUCUCUCUCCAGCCAUUCUAGAUGUAAAUAACCACCACCCACCCCCCCCAUUUAACAAACUCAAUCAUCCUCCAACAAAAUGACCCAGCAUCAUCCAUCCACAAUCCCACUCUGGAAACAAUACCCAAAACAAUCAAACAAGAGCUCAACCAUCGACAGACUCACCGCAUUCGACAUCUCCUCACUCUUCGACCCUCCCAAACCCAAACAACUAGCCAGGCAGGUCUUCAUCAACCUACCACUACCACCCCAAGCAUGGAAGUCCAACAAGAAGCGGGAAGUAACAGUAGGAAAACCAACUCAAGCUUGGGAACACCCUUCAAAUCAAAUCAAGACCGCAAAAUACUCCCUGCUCACCUUCAUCCCUCGUAAUCUGCUCGAACAAUUCAGGAGGAUCGCCAACGUCUUCUUCCUCAGUCUCGUCAUCCUUCAAUUCCUUCCCAAAUUCUCCCAAGUCUCACCCGCACUCGCCGCCCUACCCUUGCUCGCCGUGCUUGCUAUCACCGCCAUCAAGGAUGCCUAUGAGGAUGUCCGUCGACACGCGGGUGAUUACAAAACCAACCACCAACUAGUGGACACCAUCUCUCCAUCAGUCUACACUAACCACAACAUCACCACCCUCCCCAAGUCGAGCUUCAAGAUCAAUUGGUUUCACUCCCAAGCAGACCCAGCCACACUACCCCACAAGAAACAUUGGUGGUCCCGCCGCCGGAAGGUCCUGCCAGCCGAUCUCCGUCGACCAACUCCGCCUGACUCUCAAUCCUCUACCAGCACCGAUCCCGCCGCAGUACAGGAUGAAUCAAAUACUGAAGGCUUUCAGCCGACGUCUUGGCAGGACCUAAGGGUGGGUGACUUUGUCAGGUUACGUAACGACGACUCCGUACCGGCGGAUAUCAUCAUCUGUGCCACCUCAGACGCGGAGGAGAACGUCUGCUUUAUUGAAACCAAGAACUUGGACGGGGAGACCAACCUGAAAUCACGUCAUGCACUCCCCUCACUCAGCCAUCUCCGCUCUGCUCAUGACUGUGCCAACCAACAACACCGUCACAACCGAUUCAUCGUCGAGAACGAGAUCCCGGAUGCAAACAUGUUCUCAUACUCUGCCGCCAUCGUCUUCCCAGACGUUGAACCCACCCAGGAAGCAACCGCUCACGGGGAACAGCUCAAGGAUGGUCACCAAUCCGGCCACCGUGUUCCCGUUGAUAUGAACUCAAUCCUUCUCCGUGGUACCGUCGUCAGAAAUACCGAGUGGGUCAUCGGUCUCGUCGUCUUCACCGGUCCUGAUACUAAGAUCAUGAUGAACUCAAGUGGGACUCGCUCCAAACGAUCAAAAGUCGAACGUCAGAUGAAUCCGAUGGUGUUCAUUAAUCUUGGACUUCUGGCUCUGAUGUGCAUCUUCAAUGCGAUCGGCACCCGAUUCUCAGAUCAGUACUAUCGCGACCGUGGCUCAUAUUGGACGGUAAAUGAGGAUUCAUCGGGUGAUAAUCCGUCGCUCAACGGGCUCAUCGGUUUCGCCAAUGCGAUGAUCACCUACCAAAACAUCGUCCCGAUCUCCCUCUACAUCUCCAUCGAGUUUGUCCGUACUCUCCAGGCCUACUUCAUCUGGGCCGACGAUGACAUCACCGAUAACGAUCGUCCAACGCUAGCCCGCUCCUGGAAUCUCUCCGACGACCUUGGUCAGAUUCAGUAUGUGUUCAGUGACAAGACUGGUACACUGACUCAGAACCUGAUGCAAUUCAGACAGUGCUCGGUUGCUGGGAAGAUUUAUCGUGGCAAGCAACAACUAGGAUCGAUUGGUGAAGAGGAGGAGGAGGAGGAAGAACGAGGAGAAGAAGAAGAAGAAGAAGAGAAAACUGUGGUCAAUGGAGAUAACCCAGCCGGCAUCAAACAUCCCAGGUCUCCCUCCAAACCCUCAAUGAUUCAUGAGAAAGCCCCCGAGAGUGGAAAGUCGGACGAGAAAGUUCCGGUCAAAGUCAAAGCCAACCCGGCCGUGCCAGCGUUCAAGGACAGCGAGCUGAUGACUGAUCUGGCCGCGGUGGACAGUGAUCAAGCUCGAUCGCUCUACGGCUUCUUUGCAUGUCUCGCACUCUGUCACACCGUACUUGUCAGCGAGGACGAAGAAGGGUCGAUCAAAUACAAGGCGCAAUCGCCAGAUGAGCAAGCUCCUCGUUCAGGCGGCUGCAGCCGUCGGGUUUCGUCUUCAGAGGUCGAGAGAAAAACAUUCUACGUCUUCAGUCGGUCAGGAGAACAGCAAAGCGACGACAUCAAAGAGAUCGAAACGUCUGAGGAACCACGGACUGUAGAGGUGAACGAAUACGAGCUUUUAGAAGUCAACGAAUUCACCAGUGCACGGAAACGGAUGAGUGUUGUUGUACGACGACUAGUCGACGGUGAGCCUGAAUCAGGCUCACUCUAUCUCCUCGUCAAGGGUGCGGAUAAUGUGAUCUUUGAUCGAUUGGGAUCGGGGCAGGACGAGCUGAAGCAGAAGACGGACGACCAGUUGGAGCAGUUUGCUUCUGAUGGCCUCCGGACGCUCUGCCUAGCGUACCGGAAGCUCGAGUUCAGUGAGGUCGAGGCCUGGUCGAGGAAGUAUGCACACGCCUGCAGCCAGCUCGGACCCGACCGGGAGAAACUGAUCGAUAAAGUCCAGGAUGAGCUCGAGAGAGACCUUAUCCUUCUCGGCGCUACCGCCAUCGAGGAUAAGCUACAGGAAGGUGUUCCUCGGGCUAUCGCCGAUCUCAAGCGUGCCGGGAUUAAAGUUUGGGUGGCUACGGGUGAUAAACUCGAGACUGCCGUUGCCAUUGCACGAACGUGUCAUUUGAUCGGUCAUGACAUGAACCUGAUCGUCAUCAGAGGUGGAGAAUACGGUUCACGAGCAUCGGCAUACCAGCAGAUCCGCAAGUCAUUGAUUGACUUCUUUGAUGGACAGGAGCUCGUUGACCAACUCAAGGAGCUACCCCCGGAUCACAAGCCGGAUGUGGUACUGCAAUCGCCGGCGCCGACGCGGGCAUCGCUGCCGAUGUCGAACCCGGACGACCUGGCGUCGAUUGUCGGAGAGGACAACGGUCGCCGGGCGGGUGGAUACGGGCUAGUGAUUGACGGAGGCUCGCUGAAUUAUGCGCUCGAGGAGCCUUUCACACGGGAGGCCCUACUUGAGCUGGCCACCCGCUGUGCGGCCGUCGUCUGUUGCCGUACCUCGCCUAAACAGAAGGCCGAGAUCGUCCGGCUCGUCAAGGAAGGUAUCGGUGCUCAGACCCUCGCUAUCGGUGACGGCGCCAAUGACGUCUCGAUGAUCCAGACCGCUGACAUCGGUGUAGGCGUCUCGGGCGAGGAAGGCAUGCAGGCCGUCAACUCAUCCGACUAUGCGAUCGCUAAAUUCAGAUUCCUUUCUAAACUGCUCUUCGUCCAUGGUCAUUGGUCUUAUGACCGCAACUCAAGGAUGAUCGUUAACUUUUUCUACAAGGAAAUCAUCGGGAUCAUCGCUCUCUGGCUCUAUCAGUUUUGGUGUGCUUAUUCGACUACCAUUCUUUACGAGUACACGUAUUUGUUGUUCUAUAACGUAUUCUGGACACUUUUGCCGGUGAUUGGGAUUGGAGUGUUUGACCAAGACAUUGCGGAGAAAGUUUUGAUGGCCGUUCCCGAGCUAUAUUCGACUGGACGUGAAGGGAACCAAUUUGGGCUCCGACGGUUUGCGAUGUACAUGUUACAAGGCAUCUAUCAGGGCUCGGUGUGUUUCUUCCUGAUCACGUUCGCUUACAACUCCACGUCGGCUCGGAGCGAUGGCCUGGAUGUCGGCAUCUAUGAAUUCUCCACCGUCAUCAUCGUCGCUAUCAUUUUCGUCGCCAACUUGUUUCAUGGACUCGACCAGUCCAUCUGGAACUGGUGGAUCCUUGCCUUCAUCCUCUUCGGCCCCGUCCUCAUUAUCUUGUACACCGCCGUCUAUUCUGCUAUCAAACCCGGCUGGAUAUGGACGUUUGCCUAUGGGAACAAUCAUUUCUUGUGGUCUGCUGCUUAUUGGUGGCUCGGACUUUCGAUCACGAUCGUCGUGAGCUUGAUUCCUCACUAUGUGAUCAAGUAUUACACAGAGACAUAUUAUCCCAAUGACUUGCAAAUCUUAAAAUACGUUCAUCGGGAGGACCCAAACCAUGAUUUCCAAGCGGAUGAACAGAUGCCUUACAAGCGUGAAAACGACAAGUACGUGGAUGAGCCUAGUACGGGCAACAAAAAGCAGGACGAGCCAGCAUUGCUGGAGCGGAUCAAGUCGGACAACCCUAGUCUACAGCCCAUGCGUCCUGAGAUCCUUCGCUCCCGUACCUCCCUCACCCACGAUAUGGCUACCGGUCAGCUGUCCCCUCAAGGAAGAGGCUUCAAUUUCGACCAGGCUGACGGGGUUGGUGAAUACGCCGUUGGAAAUCGACUCCGGAGGUAUAACACUAGCGUCCUCAGUCUGGGAGCGGGUAUCAGAGAAGAACCCGAUAACAACGGGGGCAAUGCUAACAAUAGCAAGUCGAAGCCAACAGCCAAUCGAGAACGAUCGCGUUCAAUCCGACUGGGCAACUUACAGCUCGCUUUCGGAGGCUCGUUCGGCCACCAUCACCAGCAUCAUCGUCGCCAGGGCACCCAGGCGACGACCUCCAGUACCCUCGGCCGGCCGGCCAGUCUUGCCAAACGGAUCUCCAUCUUCCUUCACCCUCAUCUUGCCGACAAGCCUGCGGAGACCUCGUCCGCUGAUCCUCCGCUGCCCCCUCAGCGGCCCCUCAAGAUCGAUACCGACCUCCCUCUGACCAAUCAUCCCCUCGCUCAAUCACCCGUAGCUACAUCGGAUCAUCCUCACGACCCCGAUGAUGAAAUCCAGGAAGUCGACACCGAGCCUCCUCGGAAUCCUAACUCAAAUUCUUCUUCUUCUACAUGA
Messenger RNA from Puccinia graminis f. sp. tritici CRL 75-36-700-3, 5307 nucleotides. RefSeq lists its product as uncharacterized. Gene Ontology annotation, biological process: phospholipid translocation. Lineage: Eukaryota; Fungi; Basidiomycota; Pucciniomycetes; Pucciniales; Pucciniaceae. The record is from RefSeq and is a predicted model, not a curated record. Bases 475 to 5307 code for a protein of 1610 amino acids. Gene Ontology annotation, molecular function: magnesium ion binding; ATP hydrolysis activity; ATP binding. The transcript is spliced from 11 exons. Gene Ontology annotation, cellular component: plasma membrane.